CUUGUGGAUAUUUCUUCCCCCUCGGGGAAAGCUUAUAUGAGGAUUUUCUUUUUUAACAGUUCAUUCCGUGAAACCAUUUUUUUUCCUUGAUUUCUGUUAGAAAAUGUUGGAGCUGAACAUAAGGCUUUCAGUGCAGAUUGCUAUCAAGGGAACUAAAAGAGGAUGUAGGCAUAUUGUUAAUGUCUCUCUUCAGGCUGUAUUUGAGGAAGCCAACAUUUUUAGUGCAUCCAUAGGAAGCAUCUCCACUACAGCCUUUCACCACACGAGAGACAGACUGAAGAUGUAGGCAGCUGACAAAUGUGAAAGCAAUGAAGAGGUGUUCUGAGGUUGACAGCGCUUUUCAUAGUACACGCAUUUUCUGGGAAAGGCAUAAGAACGGAGAUAAACAGGCAAUGAUUUUGGCAAGCUGAGAAGAAGCUGUAGCAGACCAAGAUGUUCCAAAGAGAAGAUCACAUCAAAAAGGCUCCAUCUGCCACGAUCUGAUCACAUUGCAGCAACAUAGGUGUUGCCAUGAGGAUCAGGAGGUGUCCUGUCUGCGUCAUAACUUGUCUUCUGGUCCUGCUGGGUAUACACCAUAGGGAGCUCCAUACAGAGGCAGAGCACACAUUUCAAGACAGCUGACAAACCAGUUCCUGCACAUACAUGCAUCUGUGUAAGACUACUGCAAGAUCAGAGGCCUCUGUGGCACUGCAUGUAUAUAAGAACUGUUGCAUGUGUGGAGUUAGACUCUGCUUUUUGAGAUAUGAUGGUCCGACGAGGAUUUAUUCUAUUUCUUCCCCGACUUGUAGGCCUGCUGGUGGUGGCCUGUUGCUCAAUGUCUAUCGUUUAUAUGUUGGCUUGCACACCCAAGGGUGACAACCAGCAGCUUGCCUUGCCCAGGGUGCACAGUCCGACUGUGAAGGAGGGAUAUGAAGCCAUUCUGCAAGAGCGAGAAGAGCAACACCGUAAUUAUGUCAUCAGCUUGAAGAAACAAAUUUCCCAGUUGAAGACUGAGCUCCAGGGCAGGACUGAGCAGCUUAAGGACAUGCAGAACCAGUACCCAGACUCCUUGGACAUUCAGCUUGACCACAGUAAACCAGAGAAGGCCCAGGCCAACCUGCUGGCUUUCCUCCGUUCCCAAGUAGACAAAGCAGAGGUGCACAGCGGUGUUAAGCUGUCCACAGAGUAUGCAGCGGUGCCCUUUGAGAGCUUCACCCUCCAGAAGGUGUACCAGCUGGAGACAGGGCUGACACGGCACCCAGAGGAGAAACCCGUAAGGAAGGACAAGCGAGAUGAGUUGAUAGAGGUGAUCGAGUUAGCAGUGGGGAGCUUGAACAAGCCAGAUGGGGUCAGCAAAGCAAAACCCCAUGUAUACACAGCCUCCGACUUUGUUGAAGGGAUCUACCGCACAGAAAAGAAUAAAGGCACAUUGUAUGAGCUGACUUUCAAAGGAGAUGUAAAACAUCAGUUCAAGAAGAUUGUUUUAUUCCGGCCAUUUGGUCCUGUAAUGAAAGUGAAAAAUGAAAAUAUCAAUAUGGCUGACACACUUAUUAAUGUCAUUGUGCCAUUGGCCAAGAGAGCCAGCAAAUUUCGACAAUUCAUGCAGAACUUCAGGGAAAUGGGCAUUCAGCAGGAUGGGAGAAUUCACCUCACUGUAGUUUACUUUGGAAAGGAACAAAUGAAUGAAGUCAAAUCAAUACUUGAAAAUACCUCUAAGUCAGCCAACUUCAAGAACUUUACCUUCAUCCAGUUGAAUGAAGAGUUUUCCAGGGGCAAAGGAUUAGAUGUUGGUGCUCGAUUUUGGAAAGGAAACAAUGUUGUUCUCUUUUUUUGCGAUGUGGACAUAUAUUUCACAGCCGAAUUCUUGAACUCCUGUAGACUGAACACACAGCCAGGGAAGAAGGUAUUUUAUCCUGUUCUCUUCAGCCAGUAUAACCCCAGCAUAAUUUAUGGUCACCAUGAUUCCAUCCCAUCUUUAGAACAGCAGCUGAUUAUUAAAAAAGAAACUGGAUUUUGGAGAGACUUUGGUUUUGGGAUGACUUGCCAGUACAGAUCUGAUUUUAUCAAUAUAGGUGGCUUUGACCUGGACAUUAAAGGCUGGGGUGGUGAAGAUGUGCAUCUGUACCGCAAGUACCUUCACAGCAACCUCAUGGUGAUCCGAACACCUGUCAGGGGUCUCUUCCAUCUGUGGCAUGAAAAGCAGUGUCUGGAUGAGCUGACUCCAGAGCAGUACAAAAUGUGCAUGCAGUCCAAGGCCAUGAAUGAGGCUUCUCAUGGCCAGCUUGGGAUGCUUGUUUUCAAGGAAGAGAUUGAGACACACCUUCAUAGACAGAAAUUGAGCAGUAAGAAGACCUGAAUCCACAAAGGGAAGUUAAAAGCCUCUGAACUGGACUUAAGGGUGUUUUGGAAAAGAGGUUUUAACUGGAAAAGUUGGGAUGAGACUGAAAGAGGAUGGAGAUUCCAGCAGGAUGGUAGCAAAAGAAGAGGGAAAGCAUCUAUCCUCCCUACUUUUGUUUUUAUUCUAAUGGGGCUUUUAAGUACUCCAUUAUCCUGACUGUUCAGCACUUGCUUCUGGAGAAGACUUGAAGACUUGAGAUUCAAGGUCACAUCACAGAGACAAUGAACAUUAUGU
Messenger RNA from Poecile atricapillus (Black-capped chickadee), 2611 nucleotides. It is a transcript of the gene CSGALNACT1, whose product is annotated as chondroitin sulfate N-acetylgalactosaminyltransferase 1. Gene Ontology annotation, molecular function: glucuronosyl-N-acetylgalactosaminyl-proteoglycan 4-beta-N-acetylgalactosaminyltransferase activity. Gene Ontology annotation, cellular component: Golgi cisterna membrane. The transcript is spliced from 10 exons. The record is from RefSeq and is a predicted model, not a curated record. The coding region runs from base 743 to 2335 and encodes 530 amino acids. Lineage: Eukaryota; Metazoa; Chordata; Aves; Passeriformes; Paridae.